Culex quinquefasciatus (southern house mosquito) is the source of this 1010-nucleotide messenger RNA. Its product is annotated as protein takeout. The transcript is spliced from 4 exons. The record is from RefSeq and is a predicted model, not a curated record. Lineage: Eukaryota; Metazoa; Arthropoda; Insecta; Diptera; Culicidae. Bases 261 to 998 code for a protein of 245 amino acids.
GGCGAGUUGUUCCCUUGCCAGCUUCAUUCCCGAGACAACGUUCUAAGGCGUUGUACGUGUACCGCGUGCUUGCGUCGUUCUAAAUCUGCCAAGCCAAGUGUCCUGUCCUUUUUGAAGAUCAGCGUCGCGACGCUCCUCCACUCGCAGUGUCAAGUGUUUUGUAACGGGUUUUUGUGUGUGUGUGUGUUUUUUUUUUGCGCGCGCUCCCCGCCGACUUUGUUAAACAAAAAGUGUUGUUUAAACAUAAAGUCAGCACAGCAAUGAAGGUCAAGUUCAAUGCCGGGUUGGUGGUGCUGCUGGCCAGUACCUGUUUUGCCGCUAAAUUCCCUGCCGGUUACACGCUCUGCAAACAGGGUGACGACAAAUGCUUGCUGGAACAAAUUGGCGCCACCUUCGCCAAACACAGCCAGGGAAUCCCGGAGAUGAACCUGGUGGGCCUGGACCCGCUGAAGAUCGAGAAAAUGGACAUUGUCCAGGGUGGCGAUGGGCCGAUCAACAUCGUGCUCAACUUCAAGAACGUCGACCUGACCGGACUGUCCCAGAGCACCGUCAAAAAGGCCAAUGGCUUCACGGCGAAUCCUACCAAAAUGGAAAUGGCCGUACUCGUCCCGGUGGCAUCGCUGGUCGGAGGUUACAAAAUCAACGGCAAGGUUCUGAUUCUGCCCAUCCAGGGCGAGGGCAAGAGCAACAUGACGAUGGAAAACUGCCACAUUCAGCUCAAGUGGACCGGAAAGCUGGUGGAAAAGGCGGGCAAACAGUUUUACCAGCUGGACAAGCUGAAGGCCACGUUCGACACCACCCGGUUCCAUAUGCAUUUUUCGAACCUCUUCAACGGAGACAAAGCCCUGGGCGAUAACAUGAACCAGUUCCUGAACGACAACUGGCAGGACAUCCUGAAGGAGCUGAAACCGUCGAUUGUGACGGCCUUUGCCCAGAUCUUCCAGAGGGUAGUGACGAACGUGUUUGACAAGGUUCCGUACGCGGAGUUGUAUCAGUAAGGAGCAUCACCC